Molecule: messenger RNA, 2759 nt
Organism: Cyprinodon variegatus (sheepshead minnow)
Lineage: Eukaryota; Metazoa; Chordata; Actinopteri; Cyprinodontiformes; Cyprinodontidae
Product: collagen type IV alpha-3-binding protein-like
Exons: 18
Coding region: 508-2382 (624 amino acids)
Biological process (GO): ER to Golgi ceramide transport
Cellular component (GO): Golgi apparatus
Molecular function (GO): phosphatidylinositol-4-phosphate binding
Source: RefSeq, a predicted model, not a curated record
UAAGCCAUCAGAGGAGGAGGGGGAAGCUACGACCGUUAUGGCGCAGAUGCGUUGAGCUGUCACUGGUUUACCGAGCAAAACCAAAACAUUACCGGGGAGACUGCGAGCCUACGCGCCGUUUAAAAAACAACAACUAGUGAAGCGUAUCUCUACGCAUUAUGCUGAAUUUUAUCCAUUUCUGCCACUUCUGAGAGCCGGAGUUCGCCAAAGGGGAGUGUCGGUAUAGCGGAGUUGACAGUUAACGGCUGGGGCUCAGCUGACAUUUUUUAUUAUUUCGUAUUACUGCCGUUUGAGCACCGAAUGACUGGAAACAUCUGAAGCUAGCAGAGGCAGCCCGGUGGGAGCUACGCAUCGAUCCCUCCGCUAUUUUUGGUGAACUGUCCGAGCAGACGGAGCUAUUAAUCAGUCGAUAAGAGCUCAGCAUGGAUUCAUGAACGGUAUCUGCUUCUGAAUUUCACAUGCCCCGUUUGUUUGGUUGUUUGUAGUCGGAUAUAUUCAACAAAAAUAAUGUCAGACAACCAAAGUUGGAACUCCUCCGGCUCUGAGGAGGAUUUAGAGCCCAGAGAGGAGUAUGGACACCCUGCUGGUGUUGUAGAGUUCAGUGGAGUACUCAGUAAGUGGACAAACUACAUCCAUGGCUGGCAGGAUCGUUGGGUUGUGCUGAAGAACAACACCCUGAGCUACUACAAGUCUCAGGAUGAGACGGAGUAUGGCUGUAGGGGUUCCCUCUGCCUGAGCAAAGCUGUGAUUACGCCACAUGAGUUUGAUGAGUGUCGGCUGGAUAUCAGCGUAAACGACAGCGUGUGGUACCUGCGUGCCCAAGACCCAGAGCGCAGAAACAGAUGGAUCGAGUUCAUCGAGCUGCACAGGAGUAUCAGAGAAGGGAGGAGACAGAAGGGAGGAAUCCAGGGAGCAGUAAUCAUCCCUCCAUCACUGGCUGAUUCUGGAUACGGCUCAGAGUCCAGUUUGCCGAGACAUGGCUCCAUGCUUUCUCUCACGUCAGCCGCUAGUGGCUACUCUGCCACCUCCACGUCUUCCUUCAAGAAGGGUCACAGUCUACGGGAGAAGCUGGCGGAGAUGGAGACGUUCCGAGACAUCUUGUGCAGACAGGUGGACACGCUUCAGAAGUACUUUGAUAGCUGUGCUGAUGUUUCCAAGGAUGAACUGCAGAGAGACAAAAUUGUAGAAGACGAUGAAGACGACUUUCCCAACACCCGCACAGACGGAGAGUUUCUACACAACAACAAUGGAAGCAAAGAGAAAUUAUUCCAGUCCUUGAAUACAAAGGGAAUCAAUGGAAUAGACUUUAAGGGAGAGGCCAUCACAUUCAAGGCCACCACAGCUGGGAUCUUAGCCACCCUGUCCCACUGCAUCGAUCUGAUGGUGAAGAGAGAGGACAGCUGGCAGAAGAGACUGGACAAGGAAAUGGAAAAGAGACGAAGGAUAGAGGAAAGCUAUAAAUCGGCCCUCAAUGACUUGAAGAAGAAGUCUCACUUUGGGGGUCCCGAUUAUGAGGAAGGUCCAAACAGUCUGAUCAACGAGGACGAGUUCUUCGAUGCGGUGGAAGCUGCUCUGGACAGACAGGAUAAAAUCGAAGAACAGUCUCAGGCUGAGAAGACAAGGAUAGAGCGAUCCAGCCCUCCUCCCCCCGGAGACGUCUACUCCACCUCCGGUUCCCACAGAUUCUCCGAUAAGGUGGAGGAGAUGGUGCAGAACCACAUGACGUACUCGCUGCAGGAUGUCGGUGGAGAUGCUAAUUGGCAGCUGGUGGUAGAAGAGGGAGAAAUGAAGGUUUACCGGAGAGAGGUGGAGGAAAACGGGAUCGUAUUGGAUCCAUUAAAGGCCACCCACUCAGUGAAGGGGGUCACAGGCCAUGAAGUCUGCCACUACUUUUGGGACACAACGUACCGCAACGACUGGGAAACUACUAUUGAAAACUUCAAUGUUGUGGAGAGACUUUCAGACAACGCAGCAAUCAUCUACCAAGCACACAAGCGGGUGUGGCCUGCGUCUCAGAGGGAUGUGCUCUACCUUUCUGCCAUGAGGAAGAUUUUGGCCAACAACGAGAACGAUCCCGACACCUGGCUGGUGUGUAACUUCUCUGUGGAUCACGAUGAAGCGCAGACAAGCAGCAGAUGUGUGCGUGCCAAAAUUAACAUCGCCAUGAUCUGUCAGACCCUGGUCAGUCCACCAGAGGGAGACAAAGAGAUCAGCAGGGACAACAUCCUGUGUAAAAUCACCUAUGUUGCCAACGUGAAUCCAGGGGGCUGGGCUCCUGCCUCCGUGCUCAGGGCCGUAGCUAAGAGGGAGUACCCCAAGUUCCUCAAGCGCUUCACCACCUACGUCCAAGAAAAAACUACUGGCAAGCCCAUUUUAUUCUGAGACCCACAGGGAAGACUUCUAAGGCCUGAGCUGCAUCAGAAGGUGGGAAGGACGCUCAAUCUGCAAAACAACAAUCCCUCUGAUUAAAGAUUCAAACCCUUGUUUGAGGCUAAAAUGUAGUGUGUGUGUGUGUGUGUGUGCAUGUAAAACCAAAUGACACAUGGUUAGACGUUUAAAUGAGCAGUAAAUCCCCCAGAUAUGGUCAUGUAUGUUCCUCCACAUCAGGAAGCUAACUGAACCGAAGUGGAGGGGAAAUUUGGCCUCAAAAGACGAACGGCACUAAUUCCAGGGUGGAUGUUCAUUAGAAUGAUUUACAUAUAACAUUAUAAAAAAAGAAAACCAGAGAAUUUUAAGAGAUUUGAGGAUUACAUGUAAAA